UUGCCUGCCUCUGUCCAAAGGAUUAGUAGCAGUAGGGAGUGAUGCUGUUUCUCCUUUCCUCUGUAGUUCGCGGGAGGUGAAGGAGCUCUGUCUGGACUCACUCCUUGGGCAAACAAAAGGACCGAAGGAAAGAAGAGUGUCCAGAGCUCCCCCAAUCAAACUCUUAAUGAAAGUGUUAAGCAGCUGUAAUACUUCAAAGACGCUAAAUGCUGGGAACAUGAAGAGUCUGAUUGAGUGCCAGUCAGAGGUUGAUGCCAAGAAAUGCUCCCCGCUGGUCCCAGCAGAUACUGAAGAUGGACUUUGCCACUCAACUGAUGGAACAAAGAAAAGAAAGAAGGUGAUAUCACAGUCAUUUACUCUGAGACGAAGCUCCACCAAUGGGAAUUCCCCAGGGCAGCUAGACUCGGGUACCAAAAUUGCUCUGUUUGGCCAGCCUCUGGCAAUUAUCUGUGGGGAAGAUGACACACUGCCCCAGCCAGUCGAGGAACUCCUAGCUAUAUUGUACAGGAAAGGACCUUCUACUGAAGGGAUAUUCAGAAAAGCUGCCAAUGAGAAAGCACGAAAGGAGUUGAAGGAGGACUUAAACAAAGGCGGGAAUGUUGAUUUGAAAAGCAAAUCUGUGCACCUGCUGGCAGUGGUCUUGAAGGACUUCCUACGAAAUAUUCCCUCCAAACUCCUGUCGGCCGACCUCUAUGAGCAGUGGAUGCAAGCUCUGGAGAAGCCAAGCAAGCAGGAAAAAAUUGAAGAAUUGAAAGAGGUGGCUGACAAACUGCCUAGACCAAACCUCGUCUUGCUCAAGCACCUGCUGUCUCUGCUCCGCCACAUCAGCCAAAAUGCCGAGGCCAACAGGAUGGACUCCAGCAACCUGGCCAUCUGCGUCGGCCCAAAUAUGCUGAGCCCAGAGGCGGACAGCACGCUCCCCCUGGAAGUGCAGAAGGAGAUGAAUGACAAGGUGACAGUGUUGGUUGAGUUCCUCAUAAACAACUGCUCAGAAAUAUUUGGGGAGGACACUGCCUUGCCUGUCCGUGCCUUGGCUGAGGAGUCACUGGAGCACACAGACAGCUCCACAGAACACCUAUGUGCUGCUCAUCAGACUGACUCUGCCUAUGACAGUGCAGAUCCUGAAGCUGAAGGCAGCCCCCAUACCUCUCAGAUGGAGCAGCCCAAAGGGAGGAGCACUAGUGUGAGCAGAAGAUAUCCAACAUGCAUCUCUGCCUCUUCAUUGACUAAUUUCAGAAAUGACAUCAGCACGAUGGACAGGAGGUACUCAGAGCCAGAUCUGUCCUUCCAGAACCGCCUUGAAGGCAGGAUAAGGAAACAGAAGCUAAACAAAAGUGAGGACAAUUUUCCUGUUCAGCAGAAACAGCCGGGGUUGGAGGCACUGCAGAAACAGCUUUCACUCUUACCUUCACAAUUAUCAACUGACUCUCUACCCAAAACAUCCUCUAGUUGCUCCCUGGAGAGCUCCGAUGGCUCAGUCUUCACCAGCUCCCCAGUAGUUUCACCCUCUAGUCCCAAAAAAAUCUUUUCCACCAAGGCCACUGAAGACUGCAGCACACCUGGUAGAGAGAUCAAAAAGCAUUCCUUGUCAUUCUCUUUUGCAAACCGCAGGAAAACACUACUAAAAACCCAGAGUUGGGGGCCUGGAAAACCCAUGAGUUUUCAGAGAGACAGUUCCACAAAGAAAGAAGAUCAGUUCUGCUGCAGAGUUGUCCAAGAGAACAGCCCUGAUGAUGCCAAACCAUUGCCUGUGGCGUAUCAGCAAAGGCCUCGUUUCAGGUCAGCUGAUGAAGUGUUCAGAGAGGUAGACCAGAGGAAUCCUGGAAGACCACCUUCUUAUGAAGAGGCUACUAAAAACUGCCUGGCCACGAAACUUCCCUCCCACAGUCUCACAGUUCAAACUAUGAGAUUAAAGAUGUCAAACCAGGAUGCUUUGCUGCCUCACCCAUGCAGCAGCUGUGCAGAGGACAUAGCAUAUACAGCUCUAAGGGAUCUACCCAGUGGCAGAGUUUCUGCAUUAAAGGAUUCUGAUGUGGAAAGUGAAAUCCUCAGUGUCACUGUGGGAAUAAACUCCCGUGUGAGUUUACCUGUGACCCCAGGAGUCUACCGAUUGAGAGCCAUGUCUGAAUCCUGCCAAAAGAACAAACUUGAGUACGUGGCUCGGAGGUGCAGCCAGCCAGUUUUUGAGGUAGACCAGAUCCAGUAUGCUAAGGAAUCCUAUGUUUAAAAAGCCUAUCACUCCUCUUCGCACUGUACAAAGUGAAUACUGUAAAAAUAGACAUCUUGCUCAUCCUUUGUAAGAUUUUACUUUUGAGACACCAAGAAUAAGCUAGCUCUGCAUGAACAUUUUUUUAUCCUGAGGCUCUUCUGAAGUGUCUGUCAGCUUGACAUGUCACAUUCUUUCACCACAAGAGGUGGUGGUGGGGAAGACCUGUGUAUUAUUAUGUAAAAAUGUAAGUGAAUAUGCUGUACAUAACCUGUUGUGGGAAAACUAGUUAGUCGUUGAUAAACAGUGUUGUAUUUGUAUCCCUGAAAGGACAAUUAAGAGGUUGGCAGGUCCAAAACCUGUCCCUUUCCUUCCUUUUCUUUUCUGUAUGGUCACAGACUCCAUGCCAUCUGUCACAGGUGUGUGCCAGGCUGAAGCAAUGCUUUGCUGCUUUUCUGCAUUAAGAAGUGGGCUGGCCGUUGCCCUAACUGGAGAAGAACUGUUCUGUCAUCAAGGUUACUUCAGCACUCCUCCAUAAACCCCCUGCACUUGCUGCCACCCCCUCUUCCUGCUUGCUGGUGAUGAGAAUGAUCUGACCACUAACAGCAUUAGUGUUGUGUACCGAGCCUGGGUUUAGAGCCACCGAAGCCCUACAAGGUCAUUAUGGGAAUGUAUCAAGUAAACCUCAUGUGGCUUGAGGCUUUUAUUCUAAAUAAACUGGACAGGCUAAGCAGAAAGAGCAUUUUCAGGGAAAAAAAAUCCAAACAACAAAAACUCCUGUAAGGAAACAUUGUGAAUUUCAGCUUUAAACAGUUAAAGCUGCAGCUCAUUAGAAAAAAAAAAAAAAAAAAAAAAAAAAGAAAAAAAAGAAAGGAUAAAAAAGAAAAUACCAGGUGGUAUCCUUAUAAUGUUGUAAAAAUGACUGGAAGUGCAAUGUGUUUUACAUGUAGGAACUUGUUUUGGUUAGCACUUACCUCCCCUUUUAUGGCUCAGCAUAGCGCUGAACCAGGAGUAGGGAGACUUUUGUUUUUCUCCUGUGUAACUUCACUACAAUAAAACAUUUUUCUGCAUGAAUUCUAAA
Tyto alba (common barn owl) is the source of this 3287-nucleotide messenger RNA. It is a transcript of the gene TAGAP, whose product is annotated as T cell activation RhoGTPase activating protein. Gene Ontology annotation, molecular function: GTPase activator activity. The record is from RefSeq and is a predicted model, not a curated record. Gene Ontology annotation, biological process: regulation of Rho protein signal transduction; signal transduction. Lineage: Eukaryota; Metazoa; Chordata; Aves; Strigiformes; Tytonidae. The transcript has 10 exons. The coding region runs from base 167 to 2227 and encodes 686 amino acids.